CACGGCCCGCCGCCCCCGCGGCUGUCAGUCGCUGGCGUCUAUGUGUCUCCUCGCCUGUCAGCCCCCGGGUCUGCGCGAGCUGCUUCCCAUCAGGCCCGGCUCCUGUCGGGCCCACAAGCUCUGUCCGCCGCGCCGCCCGCUGCCGGGGCUCUGUCAGCCGCCAGCACCCCCAUGCGAGAGGCCCCGCCCCUUCCCCUCGAGGCCCCGCCCUCCCCAUCUGUCAUCACGCCCGCCGCAGCUCAGCGCCCCGGGGUCCUGGGGUCAGGGUGGUCCCGCGCCAUUCGGCUCCAAAGGGAGCCGGAGCAGGAGGUGCAAGGCGAGGCGGGCCGGCGGGGGCGCGCCUGGCUGCGGGCGCGCGUGUCCGAGAGCCUUUGGCGGCUCUGCACGCUUCGUGUACCCGCAGCCCUUGCAGCUGGGAUAAAGCAGUGGAGCCGGGACUCGAACCUGUGGAGAGUGCGGUGGACGCCCCCAUCCCCACGCAGAGAUACUCCCUGUGGGCCCGGGCUUCCGGAGGCCCCGAUUCGCGUGCAUGAAUAGCAGCUGCAGAAGCAACCAGUGACCCGAUAAAGAUGCAUUUGGGGCAGUGUAAAGUGAAGCGGGGCAGGAGAGGAGGAAGGAGAGAGCAGUUUGCUCAUGUGUUCUCUAAUAAAAAGAGGCAGCAGUGCUAAGAGCUGGGUUCUGGAGCCAGGCUGCCUGGGUUCAAAUCUUGGCUGUAACCUCAGGUUUAAUAAGGAAAACCUCCUUUCUGCAAAUAACUGACAAAGUUGCCCUAAGAAGCACGUCUCGGACCUUCAUGGAGUAUCUGAAACUUGUACUGUAAGACCCUUGAUGGGACAAGCUCUUGCCUGCUGAUCACCCAGAGUGACUGUCAUCAUGGCCAGCAAGAGGAAGUCCACCACCCCAUGCAUGAUCCCAGUGAAAACCGUGGUCCUGCAGGGUGUGAGUGUAGAGGCCCAGCCUGUGGAAGCCUCGCCUGAAGGCCCCCAGCAGGAUCUGCCCCCAGAGACACCUGCUGCCAGCAGUGAGACAGCCCCAAAUCCCAGCAACACUGAUGGUUCUGCCCUGGCCAAUGGGCAUCGGAACACUUUGGAUGGCUAUCUAUAUUCUUGUAAAGACUGUGAUUUCAGAUCCCAGGACAUGACUCAGUUUGUAGGACAUAUGAAUUCAGAGCACACAGACUUUAAUAAAGACCCAAAGUUUGUAUGCAUAGGGUGCAGUUUCCUGGCAAAAACCCCUGAGGGGCUUUCCCUGCACAAUGCCAAGUGUCACUUGGGGGAAGCCAGCCUUGUGUGGAAUGUGACCAAGCCGGACAAUCAUGUAGUUGUGGAGCAGACUGUCCCUGGGAGUACUAGCACUCCUGACCCAGCAGCUGAGUCCAGCACUGAAGGGACUGAUGGACAGGCUGAAAUCAUCAUAACUAAGACUCCAAUCAUGAAGUUAAUGAAAGGCAAAGCUGAAGCCAAAAAAAUCCACAUGCUCAAGGAGAAUGCUCCCAGCCAGCCUGUGGCUGAGGCCUUGCCAAAGCCAUCAGCCGGGGAGGCAGAGGUGAAAGAGGGGGACCACACUUUUGUCAAUGGGGCAGCUCCAGUCAGCCAGGCGUCUGCUAGCUCCACAAAGCCACCCCACCCUGCCAAUGGGCCCCUAAUAGGAACAGUGCCAGUACUGCCGGCUGGUAUAGCACAGUUCCUCUCCCUCCAGCAGCAGCCUCCAGUGCAUGCCCAGCACCACACCCACCAGCCCCUACCUACAUCCAAGACCCUUCCCAAAGUCAUGAUCCCCUUGAGCAGCAUCCCAACAUACAAUGCGGCCAUGGACUCCAACAGCUUUCUGAAGAACUCCUUCCACAAAUUCCCUUACCCAACCAAAGCUGAGCUCUGCUACUUGACUGUGGUGACCAAGUAUCCAGAAGAACAGCUCAAGAUCUGGUUCACAGCCCAGAGGCUGAAACAGGGAAUUAGCUGGUCCCCUGAGGAGAUUGAGGAUGCCCGGAAAAAGAUGUUCAACACAGUCAUCCAGUCUGUGCCUCAGCCCACAAUCACAGUUCUCAACACCCCCCUGGUUGCCAGUGCUGGCAAUGUACAGCAUCUUAUCCAGGCUGCCCUCCCAGGCCAUGUUGUGGGACAGCCAGAGGGCACAGCAGGGGGACUCCUAGUCAGUCAGCCACUGAUGGCCAAUGGAAUUCAAGCAUCAAGCUCAUCUCUCCCCCUGACAACUGCAUCUGUCCCAAAGCCAACUGUGGCACCCAUUAACACUGUGUGUUCAAACACAGCAUCAGCUGUGAAGGUGGUCAAUGCAGCCCAGUCACUCCUCACAGCGUGUCCCAGCAUAACUUCCCAAGCCUUCCUUGAUGCAAACAUCUACAAAAAUAAGAAGUCUCACGAACAGCUGUCUGCUCUGAAAGGAAGCUUCUGUCGGAACCAGUUCCCUGGACAGAGCGAGGUGGAGCAUCUGACCAAAGUGACAGGCCUUAGUACCAGAGAGGUGCGGAAAUGGUUCAGUGAUCGGAGAUACCACUGCCGGAACCUGAAGGGCUCCAGGGCCAUGAUGCCUGGAGAGCAGAGCUCCAUCCUCAUUGACUCUGUGCCGGAGGUGUCCUUCUCCCUGUCAUCCAAGGUUCCUGAGGUGACCUGUAUCCCAACAGCAACUUCACUCGCAAGCCACCCUGCCACCAAACGACAAUCCUGGCACCAGACUCCAGACUUCAUGCCAACCAAAUACAAGGAGAGGGCCCCAGAGCAGCUUCGAGCCCUGGAGAACAGCUUUGCACAAAACCCACUUCCCCUUGACGAGGAGUUGGACCGCUUGAGAAGUGAAACCAAAAUGACCCGAAGGGAAAUUGACAGCUGGUUUGCGGAGAGACGAAAAAAAGUGAAUGCUGAGGAUACCAAGAUGGCUGAUGAACAUGGGCAACAGGAGGAGGAGGAGGCUGCUGAGGAGGAUGGUGGAGAAGGGCUGACUGGUGAGCUGAGGGUUCCUGGUGAAAAUGGUUCUCCUGAAAUGUUUCUUAGUCAGGCCUUGGCAGAGCGUAAGGUCAGCCCCAUCAAAAUUAACCUUAAGAACUUGCGAGUGACUGAAGCCAGUGGGAGAAGUGAGCUUCUGGGACUGGGUGCGUGUGAGCCUGAGGACGAUGGGUUGAAUAAGCUGGUGGAGCAGCCUCUGGGCAAAGCGAGCUACAAAAAGACAGCACAGCAGCGCCACUUGCUACGGCAGCUCUUUGUCCAGACACAGUGGCCCAGCACCCAGGACUAUGACUCCAUCAUGGCCCAAACAGGGCUUCCCCGGCCAGAGGUGGUACGCUGGUUUGGAGAUAGCAGGUAUGCUCUGAAGAAUGGCCAACUCAAGUGGUACGAAGAUUAUAAGAGGGGCAACUUUCCACCAGGUCUGCUGGUCAUUGCCCCUGGCAACCGAGAACUACUGCAAGAUUAUUAUGUGACACACAAGAUGCUGUAUGAGGGGGACCUGCAGAGCCUCUGCGACAAGACCCAGAUGAGCGCCCAGCAGGUCAAGCAGUGGUUUGCUGAGAAAAUGGGUGAAGAGGCCCGGGCCAUGGCAGGCACAAGCAGUGAGGACCAGGGCCCUGGUGCUAGUGAGCCUGUGGCAUUUCACAGAGGGCUGGGUGACACUUAUGCAGAGGUGUCUGAGAACAGUGAAUUGUGGGAGCCGAGUGCUCCUGAGGCCAGCUCAGAGCCCUUUGAAACUUCGAGUCCCCAGUCGUCUGGACGUCAACUCGAAACAGACUGAAUUUGAUCUGAUUACUGUGAAGGACCGGCCAGUCUGGGAAGCUGUCUGCCAUGUGAAAGGAUCAAACCUGCCUCUUUGCUGCCACAUGUCAUCCUGAUGGCCAGCUGCUGGGCACCCAAGAGCGUCUCUGGAGGCUUCCCAGGGCCUACUGCUGCCCUAACCACCCUCGGCCUGACACUUUCAAGCAAGCAGCAAAGUUCUUGUCAGCCCUUCCUCCCAUGGUGCAGGACCUUUCCUUUGUUUCCUAGGGACAAUAUAGUUGAGACUGCAUAUUCCUAGACCCAGAAUCAAGUUUUAGCUUAAACAUCUGCCUAUAUACAUUUAAUAAAGUGUCAGACUACAAACAUUUUCAUUACACAGAAACUUGGGUUAACAAAGCAGUACAUGUUCAUGUCAUGUCUGAAAACGCUGUGUCUGCCCUCUGAGGGGUUCUGGGGCCAUGGGUGCCCUCCCCCUCCCCAGCAGCAGGGGUCAAAGGCACACUCAGAACUGCAUCAAUGUCUGGCCCCACUUGCCUUUCUCAAGGAAGCAGCUUUGAAGAGAUCGCUGCAUCUGCAAGCAGAGGCCAGCCAUGUUUCCAGGCUAGCCUUACCUUGUGAGCCCACUGUUCCCCUCAGUUCAGAAUACAGCCCAGCCAGGGGUUGACUUUUGGGUGCUUACCACUCUCGUUACCAUAGUUCUGCUUUUUCAUGGCAUUUGAAUCAUGGACCAUAACUUCUCAGUUAUCUGAUCAACUGAAGAAACCUUAGUUGGGAAGCCUAAUGUACUGACCUGUAUGCUCCCCCCAUGUCUUUACUCCAGACUCCUUUAGAGCAAAAAGAAAGUGGAGAGAGGAAACAGGCAGGGUGGAGCCAGAGCCCAACCCACCUUGGCCUCCGCAGCAGCCUCCUGCAGGAUGGGAGGGAAGCGUGCUCUGCCUGGUAGCGAGUGUGGCUGAAGAGACUUGGGGGUUUUUGAUAUGAUCAGAGCGGAGUGGUCUGGAACACAAAGACCUGCAGGUGGAAGUUCCUGGCAGAAUGCCCCUACCACACACCAAGGGCCUGACCAACUGCUGGGUACAUGACCCAGAGGUGCUGGACAUCACUGGACAGGUCCCUAUGAGGGUGUUUUCCCCAACCCCAACCUGGGGAAAGACAACUCUACUUUUGAAUUAAGAUCUUGGGAAAAGGUGCCUUUGAGUCCAUAGAAAACUUGCUUGUGGAGAUGGACUAAGCAUUAAAGCCGCGGUAUCCCUAAGGCUGGCUGCUUUGAGAACACUGGGGGCGAGGGGUACAGGAAGAGGUGAUAUCACCCAUGGCCCUCUUACCUCUUAGAAACUUCUUCCCCAAGUGUGGUCCCAGAGCCUGAGGGUAGCAGGAGCCCCACAGGCAGGGCAAGAAACAUUGGUCAUGUUCUAGGCAUGUCCUGCCCUCCCUGAACCCAGGCCAUCUGGACCGUCUGAGGACAAGCUCCUGCCUUCAGGGAGAGAGUGCUUUCUUUGGAAACCUAAAACCCUGGAACCGUUAGAAGGUGUUUCUCCUGCUCUCCCUCUCCCUGUAGAGAUGACUUUGUUUUUCUCUGACUAGGGAUUGGUGAAUGCUUGGCAAGUUUUGCAGUCUAUUUUUGUAUUUUUUCCAUUUGGGGAGGGAAGUUAUUUGGUCCCAAAACAUCAAGGAAUUGGCAAGAAUGGUAAGUGAUUGCCUUCCUUAGAGAGCAGACACCUGGAACUUUACUGUUUGUGUACAUGCAGAUUAAUUUACAUACGCACAUAUACAGUACACAUAUUUAAUACUUAUAAAAAUGUACAGAUGUAUACUUGAGUUGUGUGGGACACGGCUGCCAGGGGAAGUAGCUUGUGUGUGAGGGAGUGCAGGUGUACAGGGCAGCAGAGGGAAGCCAGCAAGUGUCUGAGAAACCACCUGUGCCUCACUUGAUCCAACAUGGCUGCAGGCUUCACCUCCGGAGCCCUGCUGCACAGCCAAAUGCUAUAGACUCUACGGGGAGGACUUGCCAUGCACACCUAACAGGACAAUGAAGUUACUUGGCCAUUUAUGCAGGACAUAGGCAGCAGCCGAAUCUCAGGUACCAGCUAAUCUUCUGGAUGGAAAAGUUUGCAGUUAUACUGGUCCUGGCAUAUUUUUCUCUCAGUGUUGGUCCUGACCAGUAGUUAGGGCCACACUAUGAAUGGCAAGGUAAGGUCAGCAGACUAGAUGAUCAAAGGUGGUGCUGUGGGAGGUAGUCAUUGAGCAGGUGCUUCUGGGGAAGGCUUUGGGUGCGCUGACAGUGGAAUCGGGGCGCAAAGUGGCAGCUCCAGGCCUGUGGCUAGUACAGUGCGGAUCACUGUGGCUUUGCGCAGUUGGAGAAUGAAUUUGUUCCAUGUUCCUUCAGGAGAAGGCUGGCUGUGGGAUGGAAUUUGCUUCUAACAAAAAAGCCUGCUGUUCAUAAGUUGAUGAAUCUUUCCCUACGUUCUGCAUUAACUUAUUAGAGAUAGUAAAUUGUGGGGUUUUUUGUUGCUUGUCAUGUAUAUCUAACUUGUUUUCUAUUUACAUAGGGUUAAUGAAUUCAGUUCUAACAGAUGAAACCAGAUCACCAUUCUGAUAAUAGAAAUUCGAAUUUGUGAUAUACUUUGUAUAUUUUGAUUACUUAAAUUUUUUGACCAUAGAGGAACUUUUGAUUUAGGGAGGUGGGAGUGCCAGAUUUAGAAGUCUUUUCACUGGAUUGCUUACCUGCACUUUGAGGUCUACUAGUGACUAGAAUUCUUUUCUCUUUGCUGAGGGACAGCGGCUAUCAGGUGGACAGCCUGAGGCCCCUGCACCCUGUUCUCUAGAAGCAAAAGGAAAGUUAAGUAGAGUGUUGGGUAGGGCCAUGUGGGCGUCCACCUUACUAUGUUCCCUGCUGGCCUUGGAGAGUGGCUGUGACACACUGUGUUGCCUCCUCCCUUCUGCCUCUGGGACAUCUGUCCCACAGUUGCCUUCUAUGGAAGGUGGGAGGAGGCCUUUCUGGUUGGAUGCUCUCGUCUCUGUUCCCUAGCUGACUGCUUGGGCUGUUGCCUCUUGUCUUCCUAGUCUCUAUGGACCAAAAUCCUCAGAUUGGAGCAGCUCAGGCAGUUCUAACAUCACAGCCUAAGUAGAUAAAGGUACUUUUCAGGAAGCCAGCCAAGAAGAAAAUCCUGAAACAAAAUACGGAGUUGUGUUUUUUCUAAAGCCACCAUCCUUUCCCUGAUGUUUACCAGGGCAAGUACAUUGGCUAGAUUCACUUUUGCAUAUGAUUUUUUAAGUUUAAAUUUUCUUGCAUCACAUUCAUUUGCAAAGCUUAGUUGUCUGCUGGAGAAGGGGUGUCCUCUGAACACAUGAAGGUCUGCAGUCAGCUGGUCCAGGCUAAUGCUGGUAGGUGGCCUGGGGCAGGCAACUAGUGGGGCUGGUUCUCCUUAUUCCACCGUAGCCUUCUUUAGCAUCUGAGAGCACAUGCCUCACCACCAACAUUAGGGAGUUUGUCAGCGUGCUUGGGGAACACUCAGUCUCCCGAGUUCCAGCACUAGGCCCAACAGGCUUUAUGAGAAUUGGUCCUUUCUAAGUGAGAUUUUAACCUGAAUUACCUACCCUGAAGUUUGCUCUGGCCUGGUUGAAUGGGCCAGGAAAAGGUCUGAGCCAUACACUCCAGGGCUGAUAAGGCUGUGGGGUCUUCAGUAGAAUGACUCGUUUGGGUUGUAACUGAUGGUACAGAACUGGUGAUCACUGCUUACUGCUUGGCUUCCUACCUGACCCAGCUAGAAAUCCAUAUGGAAUCGACAGGCCCCAAAAUCUUUUUCUGCUGGAGUCUGUGUUCCUAGUCCCUGGGUAGCCGGUAUGGGGCAGCAAGCCCACCUGCACUCUUGGCCCAGCACCUGCACUUGGCUGUGAAGUGAAAGGAACUCACACAAGGCACUUUGCUUCUGUGCUUCUGAGAGGGCUGAAAGCCCGCUUUUGGGACUUCCUGAAUGCCUGUCUAUACUAGCCAGCAGUCCUGGGGGCCUUGUCCUCCAGACUGGAAAAAUGUUUUUCUAGUUCCAGGUCCAGCAGGUGCCACCUCUUCUCAGCUGUCCUGAAAUCCGGGCCAGAGGUGGAGACCUACUGGUUGGGAAUUAACUAGACAGGCCCUGAGUGCCAUGACAAAGAUGGGUCCUUACCUGCUUUCUUGGUUUUUCAGACUCCCGUGUGUGGUUCGCAGGGCUGCGUGGAUUCGCACUAGUUACUACUCUGUUGUCUCUGCCCUCCCCGGAGCAUGACCCUUACUGCUGCUCUGGCAAGAACCAGGCAGAGCAGAGGGACAGCAGCUGUUCUGGUAGGGACUGCUCUUGAUACUUGGUGUCUUCUUGCUGCCCACAAGGGUGGGCAGGUGCAGGCCAGGACACCUGUGAGGGGCCGCAUAUUUAUCUGCCGUCAGUGCCUCUGUCAGGAGACUGACAAACCACACAGAUGGGACAACUGUGUGUUAAUAGCUUUUCUUGGUUAAUGCUUUUAAACUUGUAUUCCCUUUCAUAAGUGGGUGGUUCAGAAUUACUCAGUGUGACUAGAGUUGAAGGCGAAGAUGUCUAGGCUAAAGCCUGCUCAGACACUGAAUACGAAAGAGGGCUGCACAUGCUCAGUCCUUCCCAAGUCCCAGUAGAAACACUGAGUCUAUCACAUGGCACCUGUCAAUGUGCAAUUUGUAUUUAAAGAGUGAUCUUGUCCCUAGCUCCAGCCUACACAGCUUGGUCUCAUUCUUAGUUUGCUUGAUUCAGGGUCAGGGUCCCACAUGAGAUGGGUGGCUCGAAUGAGAACCAGCACUCACUCCUCAGCAGAGCUCCAGCACAAAUUGGUUGGUCCUUGUGGAGCUGGAUGGGCACAGAGCAGCAGUGGUUACCCCAAACAGUGAGCCCUCCCACGCUUCUGAGCAGCCGCUUUGUUCUGCUGUGCCAGGAGGGUCAGACUGUGCCAUAAUUGUUACUAAACAGAAAUGGGCUAGCCUUCCUCUGGCUAUUGCUCUUUGAGUCGUUCUGACACAGUCCUUGGGGGAUGUCAAAGAGGCUGCCAAAGGCCUACAGUCCUUCCUAUGUCCUGGUUCCUGGUCCUCGAGCACCUGCUUUGUGUUCUGAUCUCAGUGAAGACCCCUUUGUUUCCAGGGGACCAGACUGCUGAGAAGUGAGACUUGGGGAUGACUCAAGCCGUCUUGCUUCCGGUGUGCUUCCUGUCUCCCAGGAACAGCUGAAGUGACACCCAUCAUGGUGCUAAGUGUCCUGUCUGUCCAGAGGCACCCUGGAGCUCCAGCUGAACUGUAAGGGGUCACCUAGUAACAAAGUGUGAGAACAAACAGAAAAUAGCAUUUCUGUCACAUAAGGCCUACAUGGAAUGGGAAUUCUUUGGUCUGUGUAGCCCUGGCUGACCCUCAGACUGGUGAUUUUCCUGCCUCUCUUCCCCAAGGGCUGGACUCCAGGCGUGGUCUACCACACCUGGCUGGAGUGGGACUCCUUUACCUUAAACAUUUUAGUGGAAAGACAGCCUUUGCCUUUCAGGUGGGCUGUGGUGUGUUGAGGUGAAGGUGUGGGGCUGACCUCUUUCGACAGUCUCCCCAGGCCUUAAUAAGGUCCCCCAUGGGGAUGCUGCUAUUUCUAAGAUGCAAAUUGCACACUUCCUAGAUUUUUGUAUCUGUGGCUUUGAAUAAGGGAGGGGAACAGGGACACAAUUGCUUGUACAGUUUGAAAUGGGCCUCAAUGGUACUUCAACCUUUUGAUUGUUCCUAAAUAAAAAUGUACAUACAUUUCUCAUUUCUUA
Molecule: messenger RNA, 9509 nt
Organism: Nannospalax galili (Upper Galilee mountains blind mole rat)
Lineage: Eukaryota; Metazoa; Chordata; Mammalia; Rodentia; Spalacidae
Gene: Zhx3
Product: zinc fingers and homeoboxes 3
Exons: 5
Coding region: 874-3741 (955 amino acids)
Biological process (GO): regulation of transcription by RNA polymerase II
Cellular component (GO): nucleus
Molecular function (GO): DNA-binding transcription factor activity, RNA polymerase II-specific; DNA binding
Source: RefSeq, a predicted model, not a curated record